AGAGGCUUUGGCCUGCUUUGGGGAUCCCCUGCCUCGGUCAAUGGGGAAGAAGCUACUCGACAGCCUUUCCAGAGGGUGCUUGGUGGCUCGUUCUCCUUGCCAACAGCGCUUGGGGUGCGGGUCCUGUGGCUGAGAAGAGGGAGGAAGAGGCGAGAAUGGGGUUAAGGAUAGUCUCAAAAUAUCAAAAUAAGGGCAUGAAGGAGAGUAAGAGGAAGAGUGGGAAUCAGGGCACGAUUCCCAGAGGAAGGAAAAGGCAGUUUGGGGCACAGAGAAAAGUUAGUAAAAGGAAGAUGUGCAUCUUGAACGAUCAGGCGCUAUUGCUGCCACCUAAAAAAAGUGAGGCCAACGAGGAUUACGGGGUUUGUAGUUUUACAGGGCGUUCCGGUGGAAGAUGGCGGAAAUAACUCAGCUGCGCAGACGCAGACGCCGAUUCCAGUUGCGCAUGCGCCUUCGCCCUAUUUCAAUAUUCGUUAUUGUGGAAGAAAAUACUUCGCCUGAAACAGAGGAGCAGAGACUUGACUUGUCAGACGGUGACUUCCAGACUUUCCCUUCUCUAGUGAUCAGAGGCAUAAAGAAAAGUGUAGCUUCUGAGCUGAAUGAUGACAACCUUGCAGAGUAAAGAAGAAUGCAGGAAGGGACCAAAGAAAACCUUUGCCCCACCUGCACAAAAACUGCAUAGCCUGAUGCCCUAUAACCUUAACUCAUCGAAGGAGGAGAUCCUGGGGAUCAGUUCCCCAGAGGCAGAGACCAGGCCAAGCCUGCUAAAGGCCAGGUUAGAGAAGAAGAAGGAGAAAACAACCAAAGAGAAUGGUACAGGCAGUGGCCAGGAGAUAAAAGGAAAGGCUCAAGACAACAAGAAAGCAGAGAAGAAAGAAAAGGGAAAAUCAACUCUUACCAAUGCAGAAUUUGAGGAGAUUGUCCAGAUUGUGCUACAGAAGUCCCUUCAGGAGUGCUUGGAGACUUCCUGUGCCCAGCCUACAAGAUGUACCCAUUUAGACAAGGAACCAGGAAUUGCUUCUUCUACUACUGAUAAUAAUAAUGCUGAUGGAGAGAGGGUAGUGGUACCGCAUAUUCUAGAGAUUUCAGCCUCUCAGGAAGGUGGAGUAAUCCCUGAGAUAAAGACAUCUAAGCCAGGCCAGCCAGAUCCUGCACCCUCUGAGAAGAAAUUCAAUAAACUCUCCUUAAGCAAAAGAAAGAAGGCCGCUCAAGAUGAGAAAAUGGAGAAAGCCCAAAGUGGACAUGAGCACAGGCAGAAAGACCAACUGAAGAAAACAGUUCAGGAUCAUUCUCAGAUCAGGGACCAACAAAAAGGAGAGGGAAGUGGUUUUGGUGAGUUCAGCCAUGGUUUGAAAAACCUCCUUGGGCUUGAAAAUUGGAGGUGGAGGAGAGAG
Physeter macrocephalus (sperm whale) is the source of this 1391-nucleotide messenger RNA. Its product is annotated as zinc finger CW-type PWWP domain protein 1-like. The record is from RefSeq and is a predicted model, not a curated record. The transcript has 8 exons. The annotation marks the transcript as partial. NCBI's taxonomy places the organism in Eukaryota, Metazoa, Chordata, Mammalia, Artiodactyla, Physeteridae.